Adineta ricciae is the source of this 3615-nucleotide messenger RNA. The record is from the annotation of a GenBank genome assembly. Lineage: Eukaryota; Metazoa; Rotifera; Eurotatoria; Adinetida; Adinetidae.
AUGUCCAACUUGCUGCUGAUGGAUCUGCCGGUUGAGAUGCUUCAUCGCAUUUUCGAUGAACUCGAUGUGUACACGAUUAUCAGUUCAGUUCGUGGAGUUUGCCGACAACUUCGCGACACUGUCAAUUCCUACAACCGUUUUAAACUCAAAUUCAGUUCGAUAGAAGAAUCUCGUCUAAAAUUCGUCUCUCGUCAUAUUCAACCGUCAAAUGUGAUUUCACUCGACUUAGUUGGUGGUCAUAAUGACGAAGGAUGCAUUCGAGUUUUUCUUCAAAAUUUUAACAUUAAUCAGUUCAAUCGACUUCGUUCGCUGACUAUUGAGCAAGCUCAUAACAUUGGAUUUGCCGACCUGCUUUCAAAUGUGUCCACUGAUCUUAUGUUUUCAUUGACGAUUAAUGCACCUAUACUUCGACCGGAAACUUUCUCGAUUAUCUUACAGUUAAUCAUCGGCACUAAUCUUCGCAAAUUGAAUUUAAACAGUUUUACUUAUAAACCGACUAUAGUAUCGUGGCCAAUCCAGAAUACAUUAGAACAACUGACAAUCGGUGGUUGUUCCUAUGAUGGAUAUCGUCUCAUCGUUGCUAAUUCACAUGGCUUAAGAAAAUUGAUUAUCAAAAAUGGUCUUAUGUCAGGUGUUAGUGAAGCUGUUUCUUCAUAUGCAUCAGUAGGGCUCGAUUCUGCAAAGAGACAACGCAUUUCCAACGAUUCUCAAGUAUUGGAUUCACAAUUAUCUUCAUUGACUAUUGAAAGCUGUCGAAUCUUAACUCAACAUCUCGAAUGUUACCUUUCGUUGACACGUUCGCUUGUUCAUAUGAAACUGGUUCUGUCCAGAUCAACACUUGAUUCGUUAUUUGAAGGUUCUUUUUGGGAACAAUUGAUUCGAAAUAAUUUACCUGUAUUGAUUAAGUUUGAGUUUUGUCUCACUUGCGAAAACAUUGAAUUUAAUGCUGAAUCUACUUUUGACUCAAUUGUUUCGCCAUUUCAAAGUCCAUUCUGGCUUCAGGAUAAGAAAUGGUUUGUUGCCUGUGAUUACAUUUUACGAACAUCUGAACUUGUGCUUUAUACGACACCAAUCUGUGUGAAAACGGGAAGAGAAUGGACAACAUUGAGAGCAUCAUCGCUAAGUCCAAAGUGUUAUUGUCACUUAGGCUGGUGCGAAAAUCAAUUUGAUCCUAUUGAGUCGAAAACUUUUUCCAAAAUGAACCUUGUAUCCAGCAAGAUUAGCGACAACAUCCUGCAGUAUAUAACAUUGGCACUACUCGAUCAAAAAACCAUAAAAACACUCAAACUUUCCCAUAAUCAAAUAGGAGAUAUGGGAGCUAAACAACUAGCCGAUGCAUUACAAAAUCAUCAAGUACUUACUGAUCUAGAUCUUUCCUACAAUAAUAUAGGAAACGAUGGAGCAAAAUAUCUUUACUAUAAACUGAAAGACAAUAAAACACUCACCAGAUUAGACCUCAAGAAUAAUCCAGGAAAAUACUGUCAAUUUGUGAGCCUGAAUUUUAGAAUACGAUCCUAUGAAGGACUCGUCGAAAUCCGUUUGAAUUCAAAAUGUAUCGAUGACGAUGGGAUGAUAUUUCUAUCUGAAGUAUUAUUCAACAGUCCAAUCAAAUUAUUCUCACUCGAUCUUUCCCAUAAUGAAAUUGGAGACAGUGGAGUGCAACGAUUAGCCGAUACAUUACGAAACAAUCAAAUACUAUGCACACUUGAUUUGAGCAAUAACAAGAUAACCAACUUUGGAUUUCAGUAUAUUUAUGAUAUUUUGAAAGAAAAUCAAUCUCUCAAAGAAUUGGAACUUAAAAACAAUCCAAGCAACUAUUGUGUAGCGAUGAGCGCAGCAAUUAAAAUACGAGCGAAUGGAAAGACCUCGAAAAUGAAUCUUAGUGGGGAGAACAUCGGUGAUGAGGGGAUAAAAUAUAUUAGUGAAGCAUUACACAAUAAUCAAAGAUUGAUUGAAUUGGAUAUUUCCAACAAUGCAAUUGGUGAUAUUGGAGUAAAGUACUUAUCUGAUGCAUUAAAACACAACCAAACGCUAACUAAACUUAUUUUGAGAGUAGAUCGUGAGAAGAAAGAGUGGUACGAUUGUUUCAGCUAUCAAUCAAAAUCGUCACCAUCAACCAACUGUGAAAACCGAAUCAGUGAGGAAGGCACAAAAUACUUAGCUGAUGCAUUAGAAACGAAUAAAACCUUGAGAAAUCUUGAUCUCUCCGGAAACCGAACUGGAGAUGCUGGCGUGAAAUAUCUCGCCAAUUCAUUACAAAAGAAUCAAUUAAAAGAACUGAUACUUGCAAAUCAAUAUAAAAACUAUCAAAUCGGCGAUCUUGGUGCACAAUAUUUAGCUGAUGCAUUAAAACAGAAUACCUGCUUAACAAAGCUGGAUCUUUCUUCAAAUCAAAUUGGUGAUACCGGCGCACAGUAUUUAGCCGAUGCGCUACGAAAUAACCAAACAUUGAUCACGCUGAAUCUUGAAAGUAAUCUAAUACAGAAUACUGGUUUGGAAUAUUUACACAACGCCCUCAAAGAUAAUCAAACACUUAAGGAACUAAAACUCGCUAAGAAUCCUGGUAGCUUUGGUAUGGCAGUGAGUGCGGCAAUUCAAAUACGGAAUAAUCAGGCGAUCACGACAAUUAGUGUCCAAUGUGGCAGUAUUGAUGAUGAAAGUAUUAAGUUUGUGAGUGAAGCUUUACUUCACAACCAAACGUUGAUCGAAUUGAAUCUUUCGUCUAAUAAACUUGGUGAUAUUGCAAUGCGAAAUCUAUGCAAUGUGUUGCAAAAUAAUACCACACUUACCUCAAUUGAUGUUUCAGGGAAUCAAUUUGGAGAUAACGGAGUGAAAUAUCUGGCUGAUGUCUUGAAAAACAGCAAAACGCUCAUCAAGUUAAUUGUCAACAGUUACGAUUUCAAUGAUAAUCGUCGAGUCAGUGACAUUGGAGCACGAUACUUAGCUGAAGCUCUGAAAACCAAUAAAACAUUACAAGAAUUAGAGUUAAAUAUGAAUCCCAGAGGAUAUUGUGCAGUUCUACAAGAAGUUGUGAAAGCAAGAAAUAAGAACAUCACUACGAUAGACUUAGGUGGAUAUGAAAUAAAAAGUGAAGAGCUACAAUAUCUGGUUAGCGAAUUACAACAUAAUCAAACGUUGACCGCAUUGAAUCUGCGAGGUAACAGUUUGGGACAAAAUGAAGCAAGAUACCUUUCUGAUUUGUUGAGAAACAAUAAAACACUGAAAGAGUUAGACCUCACUUACAACGAAAUUAGGGAUACUGGAAUACAGUACUUAGCUAAUGCCUUGUACAGUAAUACGACGCUAACAACAUUAACUCUUGAUGAAACUAAAAUUGGACAUGUUGGAGCAAAACAUCUUGCCAAUGCCUUAAGAAACAAUCGAACACUCCUUACACUUGACAUAAAAUCAAACCACAUUCACGAUAUUGGUGUGCAACAUCUGGCUUCUGCUUUGAGAACCAACCGAACGCUCGAAGUGUUGAAGGUUGGCAAUAACAGCAUCUCGAAUAAACUACGAAGUCAGUUGACGUCAGAAGACCAAAGAUGGUGUUUCACAAUAGAACGUCGACGUCCUUUUGAUGAAGAUGAAUGGCUUUAUUAUGAAUCAGAUUGA